Molecule: messenger RNA, 2385 nt
Organism: Magallana angulata
Lineage: Eukaryota; Metazoa; Mollusca; Bivalvia; Ostreida; Ostreidae
Exons: 12
Coding region: 243-1613 (456 amino acids)
Source: RefSeq, a predicted model, not a curated record
AGAUCCCUUUUGACCUAUUUUUCCCUUUAAUUCUUUUACUUUAGGGGUUUAAAUUUCCUCAUUUAAAGGAAGAAUGAAGGUUUUUUGUACCUGUAAAUGACAAUUCAUGCUAAGAGAACAAAGAGAUUAAAAUUGGUUUUUCCGUCUUACUUGACUUCCACUUCUUUUUACUUUUUCCAAUUGCAAAGUAAAUUAAGUAUAAGAUUAAUAUUGCUGACAACCAGCACUGAUACUGCACAUAAAUGGAAGUCUACGUUCUGAGCUUCAUUUUGUGUAUCGGCAUCACUCUUGAGACCUCGUUUUCGCUGUUAUGUCCUGAGUCUAUACCCACUGUGUCCGUGGUGUCCCGUUGUCCAGCCAACGUCAAGGAAUGGGCAUCGGCGGCAGAGAGGAAAAGUUGUGGACAGUUGAGAAAGAUACAAAACUGUUCAAAAGCUGAAAAUUUUGUGUAUCAUUGCGUUCUCAACAAAGACGCGACGCAGUUAUUAGAAGUUUGUGCACCUAGGUUUUUCUUGAUGGGUUUAUGCGCUCGGUUCAGCGAGGUUAACAAAAGAAUCAUCAAUGAACCUGGUUUGGACUGUACAAAGUUUGAUCCUCCCUGUCCGGCAAGGUUCCCUUCCAAUGAAUCCUACAAAUACCAAACGUGCUACAGGACUGUUGGUAAAAGUCAGCAACAAAAGGAAUCCUUACACGAGUCAACUUUAUUUAUCCUGUAUGUUGCGGUAGGAAUUGCUGGAGUGAUAAUUCUUACAUCACUGAUCCUUCUAUUGUUGGGUUUUAAGUUAAAUUGGAUAAAAUGUACAUGUAAAAGGAGCUCAGAAGAAGAAACAGGACAAAUGGUUGAUAACGCCGAAUCAGAAGUUUUGUUGCUUAAAAAUGUCCUACAAGACAAAGACGAUAUAGAGAAAGUCGUCAUUGAAAAUGGAUCAUUAAGCAAAUGCAAUGGACAUACGAAAGAAAAUGGCACAGAAAAGGGGCAGUUUGAUAUUGAUCAGAAAAGCGAUGUUAAAGAGGAAAAGAUGAUACAGUUCAGAAGUUUAUCAGGAUGUACAGAAACCCGGUGUUCUCUUAAGGGUGUCAGAACAAUAGGUGAUCUACGUAACGCUCUUUCCAUUAAGCUUCAAAUUCCACGACCUUUUGUACUGGUUGUCGAUAAAGAAAAUGGCAUAAUUUUUAAAGAUGAAACUGUCAUAGAAACUCUGAAACACCCACCAAAUGAACUAAUGAUUGGCAAUCAAAACAGAAAGAAAGAUGAUGACGAAGAUGAUGACGAAUCUGUGGAAAAUGACAUCAUAUUGAAUAGGCGUAUUACGUCCGGAAAAUGUCGAAUGAGCUGCGGACAUUUCACAGCUCCUGAUUCACUGUAUGAAUGGACAAAAGAAAAACUGCCUUGUGGUACAGACAAAGGCCUGUUCUGUCCUAAAUGUCGUCGUUGGUGCUGGGAAAUAGAUGAACUUAUCCUAAAAUGUAACAUGUCACGGGAUGAAACAAUAUUUUACAAACAGGUUGCAAGUUUGAAUGAACGUACAGCAAAGGAACUGGAAAAAGCAUGGCGGAAACAAAAGAAUAAAAGUAGAAGUCUCCCAGUGUUGGAUGAUGAAUAUUUCGCAUAACUUGAUAUCAAAUUUUUUUUUUUAACUGAAGAAAGAUAGAUAGCUUACUUUGUUUAAAUACACAUAUGAUUUGCUACCGAGAUUGCUUAGGCCUCCUAAAAAAAUGAGUGCACUGUUUAGUUAAUAGUUGAAAUAAACAUUCAAUUAUAAUUGUACUAAUACACGUGUUUACAUGUGUGUGUAAUUGUAUAUAAAACUAUACAUUAAUAUAUAAUAUGAAAAUUACAUUAAUGACAUGGAAUAGUGAUUAGGUUCAAUCAUACUUCUGCUGAAUUAAUCUACUAAUUUUUUUAUUAAGCAAAAUUUGCUAAACAAAGUUUAAUUUCGUCUAAACAAUGAUGGUCAAUCAAAAUAAAAAGAAAUGUGUUCAAAUUAUGAUACCAUUUUCAACAGCGUAGCAACCAAGCCGAACUUUUAGACAAAUUACUUGUAAUCGGCUUGACCGGAAAUAGGAGUAUUUAGAACAUUCUUAUUUUAUUAAAGUUUUUCAAAUAUCUAACUUCUCUGAAGCUCAAAUUCCUUAUCACGUUAUGGUUGAAAUCAAUUUUUAUUUUUUAUUUAUUACAGUUAUGUAUGGGGAAAUAGCAGGUAAUUUGUAGUUACACGAGUCUUUUUUGCACUGUCAUUGAACAUUAUAUUUACAUUUGAUUUAUGUACAAACUGUGUAUAUGCAUGCUAAUACAUCUACUAAUGAAAAAAUAUUGACGUGCUUAUGAAUUAUUUAUAUACCAUUUUAGAUGUUAUCUGUAUUAGGCAAAGUAAAUAAAAAUUA